Molecule: messenger RNA, 7267 nt
Organism: Apus apus (common swift)
Lineage: Eukaryota; Metazoa; Chordata; Aves; Apodiformes; Apodidae
Gene: UBAC1
Product: UBA domain containing 1
Exons: 10
Coding region: 257-1498 (413 amino acids)
Molecular function (GO): protein binding
Source: RefSeq, a predicted model, not a curated record
GCGGCCGCGGGAGCGCCCCCGUCCCCGCGGAGGGACGGCCGGGCCGGGCGGUGCCAGCGCCGGCAGCACCGGGCCCAGCCCCCCAGCCCCCCAGCCCCCCUGCUGCCCGGCCGGGCUCGCCGCUGCCCCCGGGGCUGGCGGGGUCACCUUCAUGGGCGGGCGGUAGCGCGGGGCCCGGCGCGCGGCGCUGCCCGGGGCCUGCGGAGGCGUCGCCGGGACAGAGCGGAGGCCGGGAACGGCGGCGGGACCCGGGGCGAUGUUCGUGCAGGAGGAGAAGAUCUUUGCGGGGAAGGUGCUGAGGCUCCAUGUGUGCACCAUGGAGGGCGCGGAGUGGCUGGAGGAGGUUCCCGAGGACACCACGGUGGAGAAGCUGAAGGAGCGGUGCCUGAAGCACUGUGUACCUGGGAGCUUGGAGGAUCCAAAAACUGUGACACAUCAUAAGCUGAUCCAUGCUACUUCUGAGAAGGUGCUGACAGACACAAAAACAGUGUUGGAGGAAAACAUUCAGGAUAGAGAUGUCUUGCUUUUGGUCAAGAAACGUGCACCACCUCCCCUCCCUAAAAUGGCAGAUGUGUCAGCAGAGGAGAAAAGGAAGCAGGAGCAGAAGGCUCCUGAUAAGGAUGCUAUUCUCAAAGCAACUGCAAAUCUGCCCCCUCGCAGCGCGGAUCGCACCGUGGCCCAGCACAACAUGAGGGAUUUUCCUUUCUUGCAGUUCCAGACAGAGCUCCGGAAGAUCUUAGUGUCCCUCAUAGAAGUUGCACAGAAAUUGUUAGCACUGAACCCAGAUGCAGUUGAACUAUUUAAGAAGGCAAAUGCCAUGCUGGAUGAGGAUGAGGAAGACAGAGUGGAUGAGGUGGCUCUGCGGCAGCUGACGGAGAUGGGCUUCCCGGAGAGCAGGGCGGUCAAGGCCCUGCGGUUAAAUCAUAUGUCAGUGACACAGGCCAUGGAGUGGUUGAUAGAACAUGCAGAUGACCCUACAGUGGAUGCUCCACUGCCAGGUCAUACUCCCUCAGAAGCCACAGCUGAAGCUGGUGCAUCCUCUGCUGAGGCAACUGCAGGUCCUAGCUCAGAAGCAGGUGAGGAAGAGGCCAAGGAUGAGCUGACAGAAAUAUUCAAGAAGAUCCGGAGGAAAAGAGAGUUUCGUCCGGACCCACGAGCUGUCAUUGCCCUGAUGGAGAUGGGAUUUGAUGAAAAAGAAGUGGUGGAUGCACUCAGAGUAAACAACAACCAGCAAAAUGCAGCCUGUGAAUGGCUGCUGGGAGACAGAAAGCCUUCUCCAGAAGACUUAGAUAAGGGCAUUGACACCAAUAGCCCUCUCUUCCAAGCCAUCUUAGAAAACCCAGUGGUACAGUUAGGGCUAACCAACCCUAAAACUCUACUAGCCUUUGAGGAUAUGCUUGAAAACCCCUUGAACAGCACUCAGUGGAUGAACGACCCGGAAACUGGGCCCGUCAUGCUCCAGAUCUCCCGAAUCUUCCAGACGCUGAAUCGCACGUAGAGAGGGGACACCAGCCCACUGUGCCACCUCCUCCUGCCCCUGGCUUCACCCUCCCCUCAGUGGGAGGGUGCAGGGGAUGGCUGGGAAGGGGGGUGGAUGGAAGGGGAAGUGGGGGGGAGAUCCUGUCUGAGGGAGGGUCUCUCACACGAGAGCUUCUGUAGUUACGGCCAACUGAAGUGAAUUGCCUUGUGGAUUUAGUGGUAGUGGAAGAGGUUUGAAGACUUGUUUAUGUUUGCAGGCAUUAGGCUUAAAAUAAAGUCUAUCCAAAAAAUAGGAAAAGGUUUUGUGAAAACAAUUAAGAAUCUGGUAUGUUGGAAAGAAAUGUGAAAAUGCUUGUUAAAAAUGCCUGUGACAGUAGUUUUCUAGCCAGUUUUGCUAGCAGCUGGCUAGUGUUUACAAAAGGUCACUGACCACUAGCAUAGGAUGUUAAUCAUCUCCAUGCAGUAUUAAUUUAUGGCUACAUCAAAUCACAAAAUGCUUUUAAAAAAUUGAUUCAUAGGAAAUAUUUUGGGGUUUUUUUAAAAGUCCAAAUAUUGGGAGAGCAAGCACAUUUCUUAUCCAAACUUGUUUAUCUUGUGUUAUAAUUUAAACAGAAUAAUUCAGAAGUGGAAUUCUUUUAAUAAAUAGCAUUACUUUUUCCUAUUUAUUUUCUGCAUUAGUGUUGUUGCAGUCCCACAGGGGUUGGUAGGAGAUGCUCUGUCAGGGAAGAUGCAGUGUCUCUUUCAUGACAACUUGCUGCACCAAAGCUUGGAUUCUCAACUAGGCUGCAGUUCACAGGUUCAUGCUUUGCCAGGUCCCAGCACAAGGAGGGAUAUAUUCAUGGAGUGGGCUUUUUCCAGUUUUAUGUGCAUAGUUUUGGAAAGGGAGGCUUGUGGGUUUGUUUGUUUUCAAACUGUUUACAAAAAAGCAAUUCAUUUGCAUGGGUUUUCCACUGGUGAUCUGUGAAGAAGCAGAACCCCUUAGGUUUUUUGUUUUUUUUCAAUUUUAAUGUAUUUAAAAUCACACUUUAAAUGAUAAUCAUCUUUGAGAUAGAAGUGGCUUUUCUUGGCACUUAUUUUCCCUUGGAAAUGCCAGGAGUGUCAGGCUGUGUCUUUCCUAUUCUGUUAGAAGACUGACUUGAGGUUUCACACAGGAGUUGUGAGCUGUGAGGAACAGAGCUCACUGGUGAAUAUCCAGAUAGUUACUGCUACCACAGGGCUCUGCAGGGGUUACUUUUUUAAGAAUCUGAACAAAAAUGUGUUUUGUUUUCAAGUUAGUGAAACGUGAGUGACAUCUGUCAUAAUCCCUGCCAUGUCCUGGCUCUUUUGCAGCCUGGGUUUGGAAAGGCAGGCUAGGCAAGACCUGCCUCUCUAAAAUGUGGAGUAACCUGAUGCAAACCCUGUCCUUAAGUAGCACGGAGCUGUCCUGUCACAGAGACAUCCUGAACAGCUCUGCAAGUCAUCUUUUAAAGUGUGGGUUGGGUUUUUGAAACAAAAAUGCAACAAGAUGCAACCCGAAACACUACAACAAGUUUUGGCCUGAACUUGGCAUUCAGUGUGUGCUGUUGUGCAGUGGAGGCACUGAAGUUGCCAAUUUCACAUAAUUAAUAUGAAGGGUGGGGAAAUCAAAGCACUAUGAGAUUUUAUCUUGACUUACUAUCCCAGGACUAAUUUUUCUUUAGUUUGUAAUUUCAUAUUGAGCUUUAUGGUUCCUGCCUGCUGAGAUAGUCACUUUUACAUUUAGAAAUACCCAGCUUUCUAGAGAUGUUUUUUCGGUUCAGGUUGGUCAGUAAAACCAUUUUCCUGGACUCUUGCUAAGAGCAGACUGACAGCAUGGCAUGUCCUGUGGCUGGGAGGGUGGGAACCUGGUCCCACAACCCAGUGAGUCCAGCAAACUACUCACGAGUUGCAACUGAAUGUUGCAGUGUUAUGAAAGGUUUUGAUUAUUUUGUCCAUUUUUUUCUUACUUCCUGCAGCUUUUUGCCUGUCACAUCACCAGGAGACACCAUUACUUGAAGCUCUUCAUGUUAGAGGUGUAUGUCCUUCUCUGCCAAUCAGGAUUCUUGUCAAUCUUCUUGUUAAUGAGUGUUUUUAGAAGACAAAGCUGGGGAACACUACCCUGUAGUUUGGUGAGGGGUGUUUGGCUUCUGAAUGAGUAAGGGCAGGUUCAGACUUACCAACCAGGUGCUUCAGUAGCAAUCUUGGGCUGUGAAGAGUGUAAAGACUUGUUAAAGUGCUGCUUUUGACUUCAGUAAUACAUGCUCAGACUCUGGAGUGGCUGUAGGGCUUCCAAACCAGGCAAGGAUCAUCUGGCAGCUUUAGAGUCAGACAAAAGUUUGGCCUCUGGUUUGUGGGAAGAACCUGGUGACCUCAGUAUGGCAAGAGUGAGCAGCCCAUCUGGCCUCUCCUGGUGUGGGAGGAGCUGCCCCAGGACUGUCUUGCUGCUGACAGGGCAACAUGGAUGAUGGAUUUGAACCCAGCUCCCAGUAGUUAGGGGGUUGGAGGUGGGUACAUCCCUGGUAGGUGGUGUCUGACCUGCUUUGUGGCUCCAUUCCAAGCGUGGAGGUUCUGCUUGUGCAUCAAUCCCACAGCCACAGGGUUGGAGUGUGACACUGCCAGGACCUGCUGCUGAACUGUGCCUGGGCUUCAGGGUCAGUUGAAUCAGGGUGAUGGAAGUGAUCAGAGCUGCCUCCCUUGACAUGCCAGAACAGGAUUGGUGCCACUGAACCUUUUACAAAGGGGGGAAGAAAAGCAUCAGUGAAACAAAUAAUCUAAUAGAAGAAGGGCAGGAAUGGCUCAACAACACAAGCCCAUGAUGCAGCAGCAGUUGGAGGCCUUAGGAAUACAGGAAUGCUGCAUCUUUAAAAUGCUCGAAGGCUUGAGAAUAGGUGGUUGUUUCUGGAUGUUGUUAUUCCAGAGCUCAGCACACACUUCAGGUGCUGAGGAGUGUGUCCUUCCUGAUCUGCCAAAUGGUUCUCUUGCUUGGGGUGGCUUUGACAUAGACCUGCUUGUCUGUCAAGAGCCAAUAGCUGAAAGAGGCCAGAGCUCAGGAGGUGUGAUGUUUGCAGCAAGGCAUAGGAACUGAUUUAAACCAAACAAAAACUACCCUUUAGGUUGAAGGAACCUUUGAGGAGUUGAGUGAGACAUCAGUGGUGCUGUUAGGGUAUGAAUUAGCAGCAGAUUGUGUGUCCUCACCACACCUGGGUGUGUUGCUGCUACUUCAGCACAAUAAGUGGAGGGGAGAGUUAUGUCCCUGUUCAUGCAAAGAUGAUUAUCCCAGUUUUUACAAAACCUGCAAAAAUCUGAAAGAUCACUUACUGAGUCAGCCUGUGCCGACAGGUCUCCAGGCACAAGGAGAAUGUGUGGUAAGAGCUUUGCCUGGUGAUAAACUGUCCUGUUCUGUAGCUGAAGGGUAGAGGGCUGGUGGAUCUGGUCUGUAGGCCAGGGAGAGGUCCCUGAGUACAUGGGAAUGCAAGGUUUUGUUUAAAAGAAAAAGGGAAAAAAAGCUUUUGUGAGGAAGAACUACUCACAGGAGGAUUUACAGGUUCAGGUCCCAUGCUUGCACCUCUGGUGUUCAAGUUAUAACUAGCAAAGUCAUGUGGUAUUUAAGUGUCUCCUAAUGUGGUCAUGGGAAUGGUUGGAAGCCUGUGAGAUGAUGGAGGGAGGAAAAGGGGCAGUAGGUACCUCAAACAGUGUCUGUUUCUUACAGUUCUCUUGGCCCCAUCAGCUGAUACAGACAAUCUUCUACCUUUUGGUAUCACAGGACUCUUGAAAGCUAGCUAGCUAUUUAUUUAAAUAUAUCUAACUUAGAAUGUUGUCAUCAAAACACUGAUAUUUUUCAUAGAAAUGCACAAUAGGGAAGUUUGUUCUCAGGGCUUGAUAUUUAUACUCUUUUUAGGGGGAUGCAUUUAAAGGGAUGUAUUUGGAAAAAAUGCCAGUGGCCACAUUACAACUUGGACCUUGAUUGUCUUGACCUGUGAGCCUGAGCUAGAGUAACUCCCCUAGCAAAGUAUCUGAUCCCAUCCCAAGGAUCUGCCCCUCCUCUCCUGUGAGCAGUGACAUGGCCCUUCCCUCAGGAUUGCUGCAUCAGCUGUGGGAUGGUCACACACCAUUCCCAGCUACUUCACAGUUCCCUGAUCUUUACACCGUUUCAAGGACACUUCUCCCUGCAGCUGGAAAAUUAGCUUGCCCUGAUGCUAAAGCAGCCACCAGUGCCCCCUUGCUCUCCUGGGCUGGUCCAGGGUUCUCUCCAGCGGGAGCUCUGGACCCUCCAGCUGGUGGCUCCUUCUGGGCUGCUCUCAGCCUCUGUCACAGAUGUGUCCCAGAACCUCGACCCUCAUUUCUUUCCUCACUCUCCUGGAACUAAACCUCUCUUUUGGAGAUUGACCUUCAUAUCCAAGGAGCACUUCAGUGGUUAUUGAAAUCCUCUUUAGUUGGGACUGUUAGGAUGAAUUAUUUUUUAGGCAUCGUGGUUCAUGGGCUGAGGGGCUGUUCAUGUAUUUUGGAAGCUGUUUAAAUAAGCGUUGUACCAAACGAAUGUAUAGUAACCCUGUCAGCAGAUGUUGCCUGGGGAGGAGCUCCAGAGGUGACCAGUGGUCUCUCCUUCAGUGGCAAUUCUCUGAAGGUCACGUGCACAGGACAGUGAGUGUUUCAUCCAAAGUAAAUACCCUCUUUUUCUACUUUUAAUAAAUAGCAUUUUUAUUAACUAGCGGAGUAGCAGCGCUUGCAACUGGGUGUUCCCAUCCCACCAUAGUCCUUGUGCUUUGGGGCAUAAGCAAAGCACUGACUGGAUCCUGCUCUCUGGGCUGGUGGUUUGUCUGAAGGGGGCUUGUCUUGGCUGUUGGAGGUGGGACAGUCAGUGAGGUUCCUGCAGAGGAACCAGCCCACACUGUAUAUUACGUCUACUGUGCUAUCAUGGUGGUUGUUCUCACCUGCAUCCUGACAUCUAGGUGUAGCAAAAGGGGUAUUUUUUUUUAAGGACCUCUUUUCCUAGAUUUGAAAAUCUUUAAUGCAGAUCCUGUUUGCAGCAUGUGAACUUCAAUAAAUGUAAAUGCAUUAAAUUCUUACUGAAUUUGGGUACAGUUUUAUAUCCUGCUCUGGGGAGAGGGAAGAAAUCGGAUCACGUUUUAACCUAAGCCCCCACAACACGGUGUCUUUGUUGCAGCAGGUAACAGAGGCCUGUAGAGAUUUUUAAUUUGCAUAUUUUUAUCAUAGCUUAAUGAGCUGUACAAGAAUGUGAUUUGCUAUCCAGCACUUCCCACAAGGCAGCACCAGUGAAAUUAUAUUGCAAGGUACUGACUUCACAUUUUUCAUUUCACCUAUGUAUAAACUAAUUAGGUACAGCAUCCAGUAGUUUUUUAUGGCACUGACACUGGUGUGUGGCAUGCACAGCUGAUCCUGAGGUGUGACAUUACUUUUAUGAAGCUAAACUAGGGCAGAUGUCCCUGAGCCUGUGGGAUUUGGGAUUCAUUCAGGACACGCUCGUGUGGGUCGCUGCUCUUGGAGUGGGAAAACCAGCAGGCUUUGCUCCCAGACCACAGCUCCCCAGGCAAGAGAGGCUUUUGAGCAGUCAAUAUUGUCUACUGAAAUAUAUUCCUGGAAGUCACUGAGUGGUUAGCAAAGCCAGACCAGUUCAGGAUGAAACCUUGAGCCUGCAGAGGAGCUGUACUCAUGGAGGAGGCUGGGAUGAAUGCUGAGUCUUUGAACCUGCUCACACGAACACUGAGGACACUGAUGUUAUGCGUGUUGUAAAUUUAUAAUAUAUCUUAAAAAUAAAGUUUUUUGUUUAUUA